AUGGGAGUGUAUCGAAGCAGCAGAAAGGACGAUCACCUCAUUGAUAGAACCGCGGCAGCAGUUGCUGAAAUGAGUUUGACGGCUGAUUUUCACUGUGGGAAGAAUAAUCAGGAGCACAGGACUGAUGGGAUCACCAGCAAGAAACUGAUCGUCAGACGAGGACAACCGUUCCAAAUCGCAUUGCAACUGCACAGUAAUGAACACAUGAUAGACCACAACAACAUUGUAUUUACUGUGGAAACAGGGCCAAAGCCUUCAGAGGCAUAUGGAAGCAAAGUCCUGUUUAAACUAUCGUCAAUCAAUCCAAAGCAGUGGAGUGGGCAAGUUAUUUCCAGCACUGGAACCAGAUUGGUCCUGUCCUUGUACUCUCCAGCAAAUGCCAAGAUUGGGCGAUACAAUUUAAAUGUCCUGAGCCCCUCAGGACGUCAGUACACACAGUUCUCACUUGGAGAGUUCAUCCUGCUUUUCAACCCAUGGUGCCCAGAGGAUGAAGUAUUUCUGAACAGUGACGAGCAGCGACAGGAAUAUGUGAUGAAUGAGGAUGGAAUCGUCUAUAAUGGUGAAAGUCGCCAGAUUGAAGGUCGCCACUGGUUCUUUGGACAGUUUGAAGAAGAAGUUGUGGAUAUUUGUCUGCAAAUAUUGGAUAAAAAUCUCAAAUUCCUCAAAGAUCCAGCAAAGGACAUUAUAUGCAGAAAUGACCCUGUUUACAUCUCCAGAGUUGUGACAGCUAUGGUGAAUUCUGCUGAUGACAAAGGGGUACUUACCGGCAAAUGGAGCCAACCAUAUAGUGGAGGCGAGUAUCCCUGGACAUGGAAUGGAAGUGUUCCAAUCCUUCAGAAAUGGUAUAAAGGUCACAAUAGGCCAGUUCGCUACGGGCAGUGCUGGGUGUUUGCAGCAGUGGCUUGCACAGUCUUGAGGUGUUUAGGAAUUCCUGCUCGUGUUGUCACAAAUUUUAAUUCUGCACACGACUCAAAUGCAAAUUUAAUACUUGAUCAAGAAAUUGACGAAUCUGGGAGAUUAUGUGGAGGAGAAAGUGUGUGGAACUUCCAUGUAUGGUUAGAGGGCUGGAUGGCCCGAAAUGACUUGAAGUCAGGUUAUGAUGGUUGGCAGGUAUUGGACCCAACACCACAGGAGAAAAGUGAAGGAAUUUACUGUUGUGGACCUGCUCCAGUUAAAGCAAUCAAAGAAGGGGCAGUGGAGAUGAAGUAUGAUGUUCCUUUUAUUUUUGCGGAGGUCAAUGCAGAUAUUGUCAUUUGGAUAUGUAGCAGGGAUGGCACAAAAAAAAAAGCCGCUGUUAAAACUAAACAUGUGGGCCAAUUCAUCAGCACCAAGAAAUGUGGCUCCAAUGAUCGUGAAGAUAUCACAAAUGAAUACAAGUUUCCUGAGGGUUCGGAACGAGAAAGAAUAAUAUUUAAUGAAGCUCAGAUGAGAAAUAACUUGGAGCUUCCACAAGAAGAGAAACUCCAAGUGCAAAUGAAAGGUGAUGAUUCGAUCAGCUAUGGAUCUGAUAUUCGUGCUCAGGUGAACAUCACCAACAAUAGUUCGCAGAGCAUGGUUUGCAAACUUCAACUCAAUGCUCAGAUUCUGCAAUAUACUGGAUUAGCUGUGAAACAAAUUAUGGCAUUGUGUGUGGAUGAAGUUACAGUUCAAGCAAAUGACGUUGCAACAGUGCCUUUCGAUGUACCUUUCUCAGAGCUUGGCCAUGACUUGAAAAAUCAUCGCAUGAUCAAGAUGAUAGCUGUGGCAACUGACAAAAGAUCAAGUGAAAAUGCAUUGGCGAUUAAAGAUAUUUCCGUGACCAAUCCUCAUGUCGUGGUAAAGGUCCUUGGGGAGCCAAUUUUGAAUCGUGAGCUCAAGGCAGAAAUCAGUUUUCAUAAUCCCUUGCCUGUAACACUGUAUAAGUGUAUCUUCACUAUCGAAGGAGUGGGACUGAUUUCUGGCUGGGAACAAAUUAGUCAGGGGGAGAUAAAGCCAAACCAUGUAUUUGCAAUAAACAUUCGAUUCACCCCGACAAAAGUAGGACUACGGAAAUUAUCGGUGGAUUUUGACUGCGACAGAAUGAUGGAUGUGAAAGGAUUCCAGAAUAUCCAUGUCAAAAACAUUUAGUAAACCUGAUCACUCUUACAUGUGUCCUUACAAAGAUUGCAAUAUAGUAACCUUAUUUGCAAUAUUAACCAAAUUCAAUCAAAAUGAAUCAAGGUGUUUAUAACCCUUCUGUGCACCUCCUAUGAUUUUCAUUGUAAUAAUAAUUGUGCCUAAUUAGGAUGACCAUCAUUGGUGAGAAAUUGAACUCAACUAUGAACAAUUUCCAGGUAGAUUACCCCAUCACCAGAACGCAAUUGUGCUUAACUCACUGGAAAAUCCUUAUUACACUGUUUAACUACGAUGAUCAGUUAUCCUUUUCCUGCAGUUAUUCAAGUUUCCCCCAGAUGAUUUCCAUCCUCUUCCUCAACAUUUAUAUUCUAUCGUUGCAUGAUAUAUCUUUUUGUUCAUGUUUCUGUAUUAAAUGUUUACUGCU
Messenger RNA from Leucoraja erinaceus (little skate), 2518 nucleotides. Its product is annotated as protein-glutamine gamma-glutamyltransferase 2-like. Gene Ontology annotation, biological process: peptide cross-linking. Gene Ontology annotation, molecular function: protein-glutamine gamma-glutamyltransferase activity. The coding region runs from base 1 to 2106 and encodes 701 amino acids. NCBI's taxonomy places the organism in Eukaryota, Metazoa, Chordata, Chondrichthyes, Rajiformes, Rajidae. The record is from RefSeq and is a predicted model, not a curated record. The transcript has 14 exons.